AGCUGCCCACAAAAACGUUCACAAAAAAACGCAGAGAAUUCUCCAACACAACGGUCACUUCUUCUUCGUCAUCAUCUUCUUCUUCUUUAUCGGCUUCUCCAUUCUCCAUCUUCUCGAGCACGAUAAUGGAACCAGCAAAAGUCGACUGGAAAAAUGUUCAAUGGAGAUUCGUAGAGGACGAAUUGUACGAGCACAUCAACGCCCCCAAAUGGGUCGAUUUCACCGCGAUCCACGACCCCGUGGAUGAUGAGGCCUGGUUUUGUCGACCCGAUUGUAAGCAUCCGAAGACGGCUGAGGAAUUACUUCGGGUAACUCCUACGAAGCUUACAAGCCCGGGUUACAGCACUGAUACUCUUCAAUCCAGUGAUCGUAUAGGAAGAGAUGGAAAGUUGAAGAGAAGAGGGCCUCCUCAAUUUUCAAAUAAUGAGAAUCAGAAUCCCAAUUCUUCUACGCCUCCAAGCCACUCAGCCAAAGCUACCAAGGCAGGGAUCAAAUCGAGUGCAGAGAAGAAGCCAUUGAUGGAGGAUGGGCAACAGAAGAACAACGGGGCACCAUCGCUGAAAAGCACACUUUCAGCAAGGAACUUAUUUGCAGGACGAGAUAUUCUGAAUCAAAUUACAGAGUUUUGUAAUGAGAUAAAGAGAAUGGCUAUUAGGGUAAGAGAGAGAGAGAAUGUUAAGCAGCAAUCAGCUGUGGAGAAUGGUGUUGAGGGUGAGAAGAAAUUUGCAGAGAAGGAGAAGGAGGUUUCGGCCAAGGGUUUGAAUGAUCUUGAAAAGAAGGAGAAACAGAGGAAGCCAUUUGGUGAACUUAGUAUAGAGAAAUCUGAUGGAUCAAUCAGCAACAGUGUAAAGCAAAAGAAAAGGAUCAAUACCAAAAGUGCGGCAAACGGCGAAAAUGUCUUGAUCCCUCUGGACUUGGAGAGAGCAUGGCACAAAAGAGACGACAACACACUGCAAAUCCGAACCAAUCCUCCAUCUCCUCAAUGCUUUUCCAGCAUACGUGCACCGAACAAAAUUCCUGCUUCAAAAGCGUCGAGAUCUAGACUUAAGGAGAAGGAAAUGGAAGAGGUAAAGGAGGUGACAAAAGGAGAGGUAUCUGCUGAGAGAGUUAAAGCCAUUUCUUCUGUUGUUGAAAAAGAAGCAAAAGCAUUGGACGUUCUUUGGUUUCUCAAGCCUUGCACUCUUUCCAACUAAAAAGUUCACGAAGACUUGAGCCAAAGUGUCAUUCAUUUAGAAUAUUCUUUCAUUCUUUUUGUGUUGUACUCAUUUCUUGUAAGCUUACAGAUAAUGGAGAAGUUCCAUGUUGAUAAGAUUGCUGUAUUUAGCCACCAAACAAAUUUUCUUGAACUGAGUUUCAUUGAAUAGAAAAAGUAUUCUUUACAAUAUAAUAACACACCAUUUAGAGAAAGUUGUGUCUUGCU
Messenger RNA from Cucumis sativus (cucumber), 1420 nucleotides. RefSeq lists its product as uncharacterized. The transcript is spliced from 6 exons. NCBI's taxonomy places the organism in Eukaryota, Viridiplantae, Streptophyta, Magnoliopsida, Cucurbitales, Cucurbitaceae. The coding region runs from base 126 to 1193 and encodes 355 amino acids. The record is from RefSeq and is a predicted model, not a curated record.